UUCACUUCCCUUUAGCACAGGGUGCCACAUCUGUUCUACAAGCUCUUGAGAACUCAUAAAUGAUGACUGUCAAAUCGUAUCAAAGUAGAAUUUCACAGCACCACUCUCCUUCAUGAAUUCAGCAUUUGGAGAGACCAGUUUCUUCAAUGAAGAAGUGUUUUGUUUCUGAGAAAACGAAGAACGUAUAAGGUACGAACUUCAGCUUCAUAUCCACAAGAAACACUUAAAAGGGUGGAAAUUGGAGAGAAAGAGCAAAAAUAAGCUGUUGUGGACUUCCUGUAUGAAGACAAGGGAAACUACGAAAGACCUACACUGCAAUAUCACAGGACUUCUUUAUUAAAGGACUCUGGUGUCCAUGUGAAAGCCCUCAACAUUUUCAAAAUGUUCUCAGUUCCUUAGCCCUUAGUCUACACACCCACGUCUUCUAAACUCGACUACAUUAUGGAGUGCUUUGAAAUCCAUGCACAAGGAAAGAAAGUCUUUUAAUUACCACAAGAAUUACCUAUCACAAAUUAACAUACUAUUGGUAUUGUGUGGAAUAAUUCCCACACCCACAGUGAUGACUUAUGCACCUGUCUGGCUCCUUUAAGGAUACAAAAAUCUGGACUACAAGCAGAACCUUUUGAGAAGCAGAACCCCCCAUUAGCAACAGAAUUAUGAACGGCCUGGCUGAGACAUCGGUUAAGUGCGUACUGGUCGGUGACUGCGCAGUGGGAAAAACGGCACUCCUGGUGCGGUUCACUUCUGAAACAUUCCCCGACAGUUACAGGCCCACAGUAUAUGAGAGCACGGGAGUGGAUGUCUUCAUGGAUGGCAUCCAGAUCAGCCUGGGCUUGUGGGACACGGCCGGGAACGACACCUUCCGGCAGAUCCGCCCCAUGUCCUACCAGCAGGCGGAUGUGGUUCUCCUGUGCUACUCCGUAGCAAACCCCUCCACGUUGGCCAGUGUCCGGCACAAAUGGAUCGCUGAGGUCAGGGAAUACCUGCCCCGCGUACCCGUGCUGGUGGUGGCCACUCAAACAGACCAUCGUGAGAUGGGGCCGUAUCGGGCCAACUGCACUAGCGCUUCCGAAGGCAAACGGGUGGCCCAGGAGAUUCGUGCCAAAGGGUACUUGGAAUGCUCAGCACUCAGCAACAGAGGGGUGCAGCAGGUGUUCGAGUGUGCGGUGCGCACUGCUGUCAACCAGGCCCGCAAGAGAACCCGCCGGAGACUCUUUGAUCUCAACCCAUGCCAAAUCUCGUAAGGGCAAGGCUACCCAGCUAGGAUGUACAUCAAGUUGGACCUGCUCAAACCAAGCUUCAAUCCUUGAGCCAAAGCCUCAGUCAAGACGUUUCCUUGACACAUAAACAAUAUUAUUUAUUUUAUGUGAUUCAACCGUAGUAUUUUCUUAACCUGUAUUGGGAUGAGUCCAUGGCCCAACAGGCAAAUUCACUGGAGACUUUCUGAUUUAAACCGUGCUGAAUCUACCCAAUUUACCUACUUCACAUCGGACUUAUUCAGAUACCCUCUAACCAAUAAGCCUCAAUCUUUGAGCCUCAGUCAAGACGUUUCAUUGAUACAUUAACAAUAUUUAUUUUGUGUGAUUUCUUAACGGAAGUCUGCUCCGCUACUGACGUGACGGACUUCACAGAA
Molecule: messenger RNA, 1633 nt
Organism: Colossoma macropomum (tambaqui)
Lineage: Eukaryota; Metazoa; Chordata; Actinopteri; Characiformes; Serrasalmidae
Gene: rhoh
Product: ras homolog family member H
Exons: 2
Coding region: 657-1244 (195 amino acids)
Biological process (GO): small GTPase-mediated signal transduction
Molecular function (GO): GTPase activity; GTP binding
Source: RefSeq, a predicted model, not a curated record